AUUUUAUUAUUAUUAUUUUUUUUUUCUUUUCUUCUUUUCUUCAGUAAAGACUAAAAUCAACAAGUUUUAUUAUUAUUAUUAUUUUUUCUUAUAGUCUAACAUGCUUUAUGAUCAACCAACAAUGAUGUCUUCAAAAAUUAAUGUUCCAAAAUAUACUUCACGUACUAAAGAGCAUUGGAAAACAACUUCUAAUUCAUCGACAUCAAGUAAUGAGAAUUGGAAAACAUGUAAGAGUAAAAAAGAAGGAUGGAAAAUGUCUACCAAGCCUCAUCAUGCUCAACCUCAUCAAAACGAUGAUCUACCCUCAACCUCUACAACAAUGUUAAAUCCAUCUUGGCAAAUGAAGCCUUUACCCCAGGAACCAUUAAGGCCUUAUGAACAUUAUUCUAUUGCCCCAAAUAUUUCUGUAGGUGAAGAAUAUUAUAUGGCCCCAGGGCCUUUUCAUCUUAAUACAACACCUCUGCAACAACCACACACAAUCUCGCAAACGAAUAACUAUUCAUCAUAUAAUAUGGAUUCACCAUAUACUCAAGCAAUGCCUUUCGAAGGUAAUAAUGGAUACCAACCAUCUAUAGAUUACAAUUAUAACCAGUACCCUGUAUAUAACGAACAGCCUACAUAUAGCUCUGCUCCUCCUCUUCCUCCCCCUUUAUUACCAUCACAUGCUACUAGUCAACAAAAGUAUCCUUCACAGCAGUCAAACACUAUUUCUGGAAGCCCAUCAAAACCAGUUACAAAAAAAGAAAAAAAAAAGAUAGAGAAAAAAGUCCGUCAGAUCACAGUACAAUCAAUUAACGCAGAACACCGUGCCUGGAUAGAUAUUUUACCUUCUGAAACAGGUUUAUCAUUGGCUGAAAAAAUUCAUGUAAUAGCAACCUUCAGAACUCGAAAGAUCGUUUCAAUCACGACGGCUUCCGGAAGAAAGAUUCCUUUAGAUAAUCGACCUGUCUUUGGGAGUUGGAUGGAAAUGGAUAAUUUUGUAGAUGGAGAGCAAUGGAGCGUUGAAUGGUGUGAAAAUGACCGAGGUGCAAUUGAUAAAUUUAUAUCUAAAAUAGUUCAGGUUAGUGGCGGUAAACGAAGUAAAGACCAUGUUGCUUAAAAAUAAAUAAAUAAAAUAAUGACAAUAUAUAAUAAAAUAGCUUUUUUCUGUAUAUAUCUUUA
Molecule: messenger RNA, 1161 nt
Organism: Cokeromyces recurvatus
Lineage: Eukaryota; Fungi; Mucoromycota; Mucoromycetes; Mucorales; Mucoraceae
Exons: 3
Coding region: 101-1099 (332 amino acids)
Source: RefSeq, a predicted model, not a curated record